AAGAACAAUGGUAGUAUAUCUGGUCGUAGUAGAACAAGUAGUUGGAGUGGAACAAGCUCGAGAGUACGUAGUAGGGCAAAUUCAAUAAGUGCGGGACAAUCGAGUGAAGGGUUCAGGGUUGAGGCGUUAACAGGUUUACCGAAAGAUCAGCCCUUUUCCACAGUUACCAGACGGGGUGGUGCUAUUGCAAGAUCGAACAAUAAAGAGACUGAUUACGAUUCAGGAUACCAAGGUGAUAAGGAAGAUGAUGAGAAUCGAAAUAAUUUCAGUUAG
Acaulospora morrowiae is the source of this 273-nucleotide messenger RNA. Lineage: Eukaryota; Fungi; Glomeromycota; Glomeromycetes; Diversisporales; Acaulosporaceae. The record is from the annotation of a GenBank genome assembly.